CACACUCAAGAUGAUCUCUGAUUAGCGGUGGUGUUAACAGGAUCCGUGAAUUAUGUGUAGCGUCCCUCUGGCUGAGGAGAAGGAUCAAAGAUAUCCACGCUUUCAACGAACACGCUCCUCCCCACGAUAUGCAUGACGUAGCGUGACCCGCGCAUAAUCAACCACAAUGUAACCCCACGUUGUCGACUCCUGCAUGUCGCACGUUAAUCAUCGAUUCAGAGGGCGGCUACAACAUGAUCAAGACCAACCAACCUUAAGGAGCCGCGAACCUGUUCGACCACCCUUCGACACCACUAACUCCUUCCGGGCCCGUUUGGAAACGGGCAUUCCAACUCGCCUCGUCCAUGGGAUAUUCUCCGGGACCCUCAUGAAGCGGCGCCAGUUCGUCACGUCUACCUUGAUCUCGCGCCCCAACGCCAUUCCCGCCCGAUCGCUACCCAAACCUCCUAACCCGGUCCACGGAAAAGCCUCAUCAAGGAUCUCAUCAAUUCUCCUCUUCCAGAAUCUCCUGCUUAGAAAACGCUGUUCUUCGCGUACCCACCUUCUUCUUGAUUCCAGCGACCUGCAUCAUUGGGUCAUUCCACAUAUACGAUAUAUCCCCGAUAUUGACCACCCCGUCCAGGGUACCGAAUACGGGACUCGGACACCUCAAAGCCUUACAGCCGGCUUUUCCAUGCGGUCUUACCGUUGACGCCCCCAUCUGGGGUGCAUACAUACUCGCCUCCAUUAAACGCGGAUUCCGCUCGUGAUUCGCCCUUCCUGACAGGGCUAUUUCCAAAAUCCCAGGUCUCAUCCAAUGAGGGCUAUCCGGCCCGUUAGUGUAAUGUCUGUAGAUUAAAAUCUCAAUCUCGGACUACUUUGCUCACGAUCUGGGGGA
Messenger RNA from Westerdykella ornata, 877 nucleotides. RefSeq lists its product as uncharacterized. The record is from RefSeq and is a predicted model, not a curated record. The transcript has a single exon. NCBI's taxonomy places the organism in Eukaryota, Fungi, Ascomycota, Dothideomycetes, Pleosporales, Sporormiaceae. Bases 194 to 691 code for a protein of 165 amino acids.